Messenger RNA from Mytilinidion resinicola, 423 nucleotides. RefSeq lists its product as uncharacterized. The record is from RefSeq and is a predicted model, not a curated record. The transcript has a single exon. Bases 1 to 423 code for a protein of 140 amino acids. NCBI's taxonomy places the organism in Eukaryota, Fungi, Ascomycota, Dothideomycetes, Mytilinidiales, Mytilinidiaceae.
AUGGCCCACGGCCCACCUGCUGACGUGUGGUCACUUGGCGUUAUGGCCCUUAAGUGGCUGUACGGUAUCCCAGCGCCCAGACAAACACAGAAAAGCAUGUCAUCGGACCAGUGGCGCUCUUGGGCCAAGACCUGGGUGGACGCGCUGACGGCUUGGUUGGAUGACCAGGAGUCAGGAAAGGACGUUGACAUGCUGCAGGGCAUGCUGGUCUUGGACCAGACAAAGCGGCUGACGGCACGCAAGUGCCUGAUGAUGGGUUUCAAGAACCGCUUAUUCGAGCGGCGGGCCGUCGACGGACUUGUCGAGUGCGUGGUGGACGGGGCAGAAGCCGCCGACGACUUGGCUGGCGGGGACGAGGCACCUGCACGCACACCGCAGGCGGAUGCCGAAGACGACCCCGAGGCCACUAUCAUACUAAGUUGA